Messenger RNA from Rotaria sp. Silwood1, 1071 nucleotides. NCBI's taxonomy places the organism in Eukaryota, Metazoa, Rotifera, Eurotatoria, Philodinida, Philodinidae. The record is from the annotation of a GenBank genome assembly.
AUGGUUGAUUCUUUAUUAAUUAAUCAAGAGAAAUUUCUUCAUCGUCUUCGUAACCUAUAUACAGCAUCAUCGUCUUCACCUUACGAAUAUUCAUUUGAUCAAGCUUUAACCGAUUCUUUAUUUAACUCGAUGGAUCCUAGACCAUUAGCUCUUUACAUAUAUGAUGAACAAAGUCCCGCUACAGACACCUUUAAUGAACUUGUAUUAUAUUCAGAAUCAAUUAAUGCCUAUCUUGCUGAACAAUUUGUUUUAUGGAUAUGGAGUUUAACAAAAGAAAAUUAUUAUGAGCUUUUGACUAUAGUUGCAACACAUGCAGGUGAAGAAGUCGCAGCAGUAAUUGAUUCGUUACCGACUGAAGUUUAUCCGUUGCUUAUCUGUCUGAUACUCCAUAAAGGCAAAAUAAAAGUUCAAAGCGUUAUUCAGGGAACAAUGUUAGAUAGUGAAGCAUGUAAUCUUCUUCUCCAAGCUCGGACUGCAUUUGGUGCUCAAUUUGAAUUACCAGAUACAAGUGGUUUAAACUUGAGAAAUAUUUCAACAGAAAAUUGGUCAAUACCAAAAUGUACUUUGAUACAAGUGCCAAAAGACUCAGAUGAAUUUCGAAGAGUAGCUGAUGACUUCGAUGCUGGAGCAUCAUCGAUUGUUUGUAUUCAUCGAAUUGAAAACACAAUAUGGUUAUUUCAAUAUCUCAAUCAGAAACAAGUGGUUGAUGCUCGGCUUGGAUAUAAUAACACGGAAAAACUAUUAUUUCAUGGUUGUCCAUAUGGAGCAGCUAAACAUAUUUUACAACAAGCAUUUGACCAUUCACGUAUUGGAAAACAUGGUACUUCUUAUGGUCAUGGAUUUUAUUUCUCAUCGAGUCGACAAUAUAGUGAUGGAUAUGCUGUACCAAAUCCUUCUACUGGUGAAAAAAGAAUACUCAUGUGUCGUGUACUUGUUGGUCGAAGUUGUGUAGGUAACUCAACAAUGAUAACAUGUCCAUCAGACUAUGAUUCGACAACAGAUGGAUCAAAUAUUUAUGUUGUUUAUUCUAAUCGACAUAUCUUACCAGAAUAUCUCAUUACGUAUAAAUAA